GAUGUAAUCGGGAAAAGCCACCGUGCAAAUAUUUCCACCCACCCCAGCACCUGAAGGAUCAGCUUUUGAUAAACGGGCGCAAUCACUUAGCUCUAAAGAAUGCGUUGAUGCAGCAAAUGGGUCUCACAUCAGCUCAGCCACUAGUGCCUGGCCAGGUACCAACAGUGGCGACGAAUCCGUACCUGACCGGUAUGCCGCAGGUUGGCAACACGUACAACCCGUAUUUCGCGCCCAGUCCCAUCAUGCCAGCAAUCAUGGGCCCGGCGGACCCCACUGGAGUUGGUAGCCCGUUGGGCGUGGUGCCGCAGACGGUGGCGAUGCCGCAGAAGAUGCAACGUACAGACCGCCUCGAGGUAUGUCGCGAGUUUCAACGCGGGGCGUGCAAACGCGGCGAGACGGAGUGCCGGUUUGCGCACCCCCUCGAGACGGUGCAGGCGAACGAGGACGGCUCUGUGACGGUCUGCAUGGACGCUGUCAAGGGCCGAUGCAAUCGGAAACCCUGCCGCUAUUUCCACCCCCCUCUGCACCUUCAAGCCCACAUUAAGGCCGCACAAUCUCGGGCUAGCAUUGCGAUGGACAUGAAGUCUGUCGGAUCGUUCUACUACGAGAACUUUGCCUUCCCAGGAAUGGUUCCGUAUAAACGUCCGGCGGGCGACAAGUCCGGCAUGCCGGUCUAUCAGCCUACCGGCGCGACGACCUAUCAACAGUUAAUGCAGCUGCAGCAGCCCUUCGUGCCUGUGUCAUGUGAGUACACUGGAACACCACCCCUACCCACCCAAACCUCUAACCAAUCGGUCGUGCAACCCCCGAACGUGCAAAGCAACCACCACGCGGUGGUGGUUCAGUCCUCCUCCUCCUCCCAGGGAACCGGCGGCGCCACAGUCAAUAACUGCGCCGACGCCAACAAUGGCGUGCUGAUGGAUCCCUGCAACAACCCACCGCCACCACCUCCAACCGCCGACAAUAACAGUAACAAUAGUAACGGCAAUAACAAGCAGCCGAAUGCCACGCAGAAUCACGAUGCCGAAAACACGCAUAACUCCCCCGAAUUGAAUCACGCAAGUCCUACGACAAUUUCGCAGCAACAGCAGCAGCAGCAUCAUCAACAGACCCAGCAUCAACAGCAACAGGCGCAACACCAGCAGCAGCAGCAACAGCAGCAGCAUCAACACCAGUUACAACAACAACAAGCACAUCAACAGCAUCAACAGCAACAAAUACAAAACCAGUUGGCGUUAUCCGCUGCUUCCGUGCAGCCCGCGAUGAGCCCGUUGACUUCUGUUGCCGGUCUGACUUCGAUGCCAGGCGUGGUUAACAUGGUCUCAAUGGCUUCCAUGACGAACGUGCCGUCGAUCACGAACAUGGCAUCGAUGUCGAACUACAACGCCUCGAACAUGGCCAGUCUGAACAUGCUGAACAGCCUUGGUAUGGCUUCCGGGCUACCUACGCCCCUCGACCCAGCUGCCCUCGCGAAAGAGGUCGCCCAGAAGAACUACGCGAAAGCCAUCAAACUCUCGCAGGUCUCCCAGUCGUACGGUAUUAAUCAACUCACUGCUCUUAACUACACCGGCGUAGCCUUGAAUAAGCAGGCCCUGGUGAACCCGGCUGCCGCCGCUGCGGCAGCUGGAGCUCCGACAGUUGCUGGCUUGCCAGCGACAGCUGCGACACCUAGGCCACUGAUUCCGAACCUAGCUGGGAUUCCUGGCGCCCUGGCCUCGCCUCUUCCCGCUGGAAUUCUUGCCUAUUCCAGGCCUCCGGCCGGUACUCACAUCAAUCCUUACUCGUUGAUGAGACAACAAAUCCUACCAAAUCCGUAUGUUCAGGCCUCGAUACCGACCGUUCCUGGCGCCGCGGCCGCGGUCCAAGGUAGUCACUAUGUCCAGAAUCCUUACACAGUGUUGCCCGGUGUCGCCAGCGUGCCUGGAGUCGCAGCUGGUGUCGCAGGCCCCGGUGUACCGGGUGUCCCGCAGAUACCGCAGAUUCCGAAUCCGGCGACGAUCGCGGCACAACCGCAGGUAGCCAUUCCGGUCAGCUCCGGCGUGAUAAUGCAGCCAUACAAAAAGAUGAAGACUUCGUAA
Molecule: messenger RNA, 2078 nt
Organism: Habropoda laboriosa
Lineage: Eukaryota; Metazoa; Arthropoda; Insecta; Hymenoptera; Apidae
Product: mediator of RNA polymerase II transcription subunit 15-like
Exons: 5
Coding region: 108-2078 (656 amino acids)
Molecular function (GO): metal ion binding
Source: RefSeq, a predicted model, not a curated record